GAAGCCCUUGGCGUCAUUGACGAAGCUGAGUGCCGUUGACUUGAGCGGCUGCGUGGCUCUGUCGGACGCCGGGCCGCUUCUUGCUGGUGGCUAUGAGCCUCCGCCAAACCCGAUGCAUGAUGUUCUGGCUGGCCAGGAUGUGCCGGAGGCUUCAUCACAGGUGUCACCGAAUGUUCCAGCAAAGCCGGCCGACUUGCCAACAAGUCCGGGAGGGCCGAAGGUUCCGCCGCCUGGCCCGAUCCCGGGGAUGCCAGCAGCUUCCCUGCCUGGCAAGAAGGCGAAGAAGGAGCCCGGCACCACGGCCGAGGGACUUCCAGUGAAGCCUUCGGCACCUGCGACCUCAGCUCCGGAAGCUCCCGGGGCCAAGGGCUUAGGGACGGAUCCGCGGGAAUUUCGUCAUCGCGGCUUGUGGCCCAAGGAGGUCCUGGCACUGGGAAAUCCAACCCUCCGAUGGCUGAGCUUAAGCGGCUGUCGUGCGCUGCGGAAGGGGCUGGCCCGCCUCCGCCGCUGCCAG
Molecule: messenger RNA, 514 nt
Organism: Symbiodinium sp. CCMP2456
Lineage: Eukaryota; Dinophyceae; Suessiales; Symbiodiniaceae
Source: the annotation of a GenBank genome assembly